UUACAGAUGUCGGCAAGAUGGUGAAACACAAGAAUUUGUCAUCAUGUGCCUGUGUAUUUGUUUUCUUGUCAAACGUUAUACUGGCAAUACAACAAGGAAUUCAGCAACCAAAUAAUGCCCCAACACAACCCUCAACCCAACCAGGCUUUGUCCGUCACGCAGGGUAUGCACCUUCACCAUACCCACAUCACAUGCCUCUUCCAUAUGGCAUGCAACCCAAUCCUUACAUGAUGCCUAUGAUGGACCCUGAUUAUCUCGAUCAUCGUAUGGACAUGGCCAAAGACAUGGCAAAACAAAGAUAUGCCAUGAACAUGUACCGACAGUCAUAUCCACCAAUGGGAAUGUAUCCUGGGUAUCCUUAUCAACAAUCAAGGUCAUUUGGCCCAGGACAUCAUUCAGCGCCCAUGAGUACUGCUGGUGGACGCCAUGGCUCCAGUCCUAGAGCUACUCAGUCUACACAGAAUACACAACCCACUUCAGGGCCAAAAAGACUUUCAAGGAAGAAGAGAUUUGUUCCUAUGAUGCCAGUUCCUUUUGCACCAUUUGGAGGAUUUGCCCCAAUGUUGGGUGUACUUAGAGGUGCAGCUGUCGCUGGAAACAUGGCUAUGGUGCAUAGAGUAGGUCGAAUGAGAGCAUUAGCUGCUAGAAGAAACAGAAACGGAUUUAAUCAAAAUAGUAGAACACGAGGAAGUCAGUCUACUGUGUCCCGCUUUAAUCCACAAUCUAACCGACCUAUGGAUAGCAGUUUUAACGCGAUCGAUAAUGCCGUUGCUCGGUCAACCGGUGCUCAACCAACCGUCGUGCAGCAAUUAGUUCCCCAACCGCUAUCACAGCCAUUUAUGACACAGAACAUUAUUUCACAACCUGGUCAGCAGGUCAUAUCUGACCCUAUCUUGUCUCAACCGGCCUUGACCCAAAACAUAGUGGUCGACCAACCAAGCAUCGUUGAUCCUUCGGGCUUAGGUGGACAGCAACAGAUCAUAGUAGACAACGGUCUAGGUGGACAACAACAGGCUAUUGUUGAUAAUGGGUUAACCAUGCAGCCACAAGUUAUAGUCGAUCCCAGAGUUGUCGGGCAGCAACAAGUUGCUAUUGACAAUACAUUAGCCGGGCAGCAACAGCAAAUAUUAGAUCAACAAGCUGUUAACGAACAACUUGCUGCUCAAACAGCUUCCAAUAAACAAUUAGAUGCUGCACUACAGCUGCAAAUGGAUGUUCAACAAGCUAUUAAUCAACAAACAAGUCAACUAGCUGGUUCACAACUUGCCUCACAAAAUGCUCAACAAUUGUAUAAUAGCGUAGGUCAACAAAUAGAUCUUCAACAGGCCAAUAACCAACAGUCGUCACCACAGGUAGCCUUUGAUGUUUUAAACGGACAACAGAGUAUCGCCAAUCAGCCUCAGUCAUCUCAACAAAUAUUCAAUCUCCAACCGAAUAUAAACCAACAGGCUUUGGAUCAACAAGCCUUGGAUCAACAGAUCGUGAACCAACAGCCUUUGAACCAACAGACUUUUAGCCAACCGGCUUUGAAUCCACAACCUUUUAACCAUCCGAGCAUGAACCAACAGGCUUUUAACCAACCAGCUUUAAACCAACAGGCUUUUAACCAACCGACUUUGAAUCAGGGUUUGGAUCAACAAGCCUUGAAUCAACAGAGCAUGAACCAACAGGUUUUGGAACAACAAACAUUGAAUCAACAGAUCUUGAAUCAACAGGCUUUCAACCAACCGGCUUUGGAUCAACAACUCCUGAAUCAACAGAUCUUGAACCAACAGGCUUUGAACCAACCGGCUUUUGAUCAACAAGCCUUGAAUCAACAGAUCUUAAGCCAACCGGCUUUAGGAACCCAGCCUUUCGAUGUAAGCCAAUCCAUCUCAGGUCAGCAGCAAUCUCAAAUUUCUAAUGCACAACAGUCAGUAUCUAAUCCAAUGGAUGGCAUGAACAUUCAAAUCCAAAAUGUUAUGGCCGAUCUUGCAGCCUCUCAGACAUCAGCACUGAGCUCUUCUCAAAGUAACGCUGUUGACGUGGGAAGUGCAGUAGUACAACCACAACAACCAUCGAACCAGCAGCUUUUGAUACAGCAACCAGGUCAACAAGCUGCAGGACUUUCCUCGUUAGCAUUCCCUGAGUUGCUUAGUUUCAAUGACCCAAGUGCUAGCAACAUAGCUAAUACUCUUCAACUACGUCAAGCUCAGGCUGCCGAACCUGUAACUACAAAAAUAGCUGCUGGUGGUCAUGGUGGUGGUGGUGGUGGUGGUCCACCUCAACCUCCGACUUAUCCAAGUCAAACUGGCCAACAAGCUAAUUUAGCUACUCUCGACUUAAUAGCUAAUUUAGCAUCAUUAAAUCAACGAGGUAUGAUUCCAAAACAUCAAGGUCGACCUUUUAAUUUAUAACGUUAGUAUAUGAAAUCUGGACAAUGUUCAUACUAAAAGUUUAUCUCUAUUACUCUUAGUAUAUUUUGAUCUUUAUCCAAUAUGAACGUCUGGUGCAGGGUAUGUAGACGUGUUCGUGUGGGUUUCAAGAACUUUGUGAAAAACGUAACGAGUCAGUGGCGAAUUAUAUGAUAUAAGUAUUGGGAGAUCCUGCUGUUUUAAAUACUAUGCUUCCUUACAAAGGUGUAAUUUAAUGAGACACUUUAGAAUAUGUAUCGGAAAAAGAUAAGAUAUAAAUUAACUUAGAAAGAAAAUUUAUAAAAUGUUAUAUAAUAUAUGAAUUGAUAUAGUUUAUGGUUGUUUAAUUAUGAAGAGAAUUUAUGUAUGAAAUAAAGUCAUUAUGUUUGAUAAGUUUG
Molecule: messenger RNA, 2791 nt
Organism: Lottia gigantea (owl limpet)
Lineage: Eukaryota; Metazoa; Mollusca; Gastropoda; Lottiidae
Exons: 7
Coding region: 18-2396 (792 amino acids)
Source: RefSeq, a predicted model, not a curated record